UUGUGUCAGCGCGUGGAGUUGACGCUGAGGACUGUGAGCGGAUUGAUCUGUUUUCAUAUGACCGGGAUUUACUCGCGCGCGCACACGCACACACACACUGACAUAGAGACAAAGAGAGAGAGACAGAGAGAGUGAGAGAGAGAGAGAGAGAGAGAGAGAGAGAGUGAAUGAAACAGUGUAAUCAGCGGCAGAAGAAGAGAGGAGUAUACAGAGCGCGCGCAGAGGAUUUUUUUUUAAUAAAAUUAUUAUUAUUUAGUUUUUUUUAAAUAUAUAUAUUAAAUGACAUGAAUAUUGUUUAAUUGCUGUGGGAUCACUAACACUUGAGGACUUUACAAACAUGCAGCUGUUGGGGAUUUCGCUGCUCCUGUUUUAUCUGCUCUACUGUAACCUGGCCAGCGACUUCAUCCACCACAGCGACUACUAUGACGACGAGGAGGAGGACGAUGACGAGGAGUACAGGCACGAGCAGACGCACGAGCCGGACUUCCCACCGAAGCCGGACAUGGAGGAGAAGCUGCGUUCGGCUUCCACCGUUGAUGAACUGAUGAGUCUCAUCUACCCGUCGUACUGGGCCGCUCUCAAGUGCAGAUCCAAGCUCUCUGCUGCCGGAGCCGCGUCCAGCUCCAGGCACCCGCAGCGCCCGCAGCGGCCACAGGCUCGCCACGCGAGGCCGCUGUCCUACACCGAAGAGCCCACGUUCGCCGCCGCCUUCCUCAACUUGGACAUUUUAAAAAGUAUAGAGUCAGAGUGGAGGAAGACUCACUGCAUGCCCAGGGAAGUGUGUGUCGACGUGGGCAGGGAGUUUGGCGCUCCCACCAACAUCUUCUAUAAACCGCCCUGUGUGUCCGUCCACAGAUGUGGAGGAUGCUGCCACUCGGAGGACAAACAGUGCAGGAACAUCUCCACUGGCUUCGUCAGCAAAACCCUGUUCGAGAUCACGGUGCCGCUCACACAGGGCACCCGGCCAGUGACCAUCAGUGUGGCCAACCACACGCAGUGCCGCUGCCUGUCCAAGCUCGACGUCUACAAGCAAGUCCACAGCAUCAUCAGGAGAGCACUGCCAGAGUGUCCAAUAACCAACAGGACGUGUCCUCCCGGUCAGGUUUGGAGCAGCAGACUGUGUUGGUGUGUUAGCAUAGCAGCCAACGUUCACCACAGCACGCCUCCACCACCGCUCCUGCCUCCGAGGUCGUCCAAACAGCAGCGUGACGUAUUCUCGGCAGACGUGUGCAGCGCAGAGAAGGAGCUGGACAUGGAGAGCUGCCAGUGCGUGUGUCGCCGCGGCGAUCCAACUCAGGACUGCGGCCCGAACCGACAUUUCGACCGCGCCACCUGCCAGUGCGCGUGUAACGUCCCGCCCACUCCGUCCUGCCCGCACAACCACGUCUUCAACAGGGACACCUGUCAGUGCACGUGCACAAAGACGUGUCCACGGCAUCAGCCCCUCAACAGGACAACGUGUUCCUGUGAAUGUAACGAGUCGCCCAACAAGUGCUUCUUAAAAGGACGGAGGUUCCAUCAAGCUACAUGCAGUUGUCUCAGGCCUCCCUGCGAGGUCAGGAGGCGAAGGUGUGAACCAGGAUUCUUCUUCAGCGAGGAGGUGUGUCGCUGCGUACCGUCUCACUGGAGACGACUGGACUAACGCACGGCGAGCUAAUGAGACGCUAAUUAGCAGAUAAGAAACUUCACGAGUUUCCCCGUCGGCUGUGACGAUGGCAGCUAAAGUGUGCGGACGCUGGUGAACUUGGGGGAAAUUUUCUGAGUGAUUUGAGGGCGUGGAAGAGAAAACUGCGGAGAUUUGAAGGCGGGAAAUGCACUGACAUUUUUAACGAGAGCGAGAGCGAGCGAGCGAUCCUGGAGGCCGGGAACUGAAGGAAAGACUGGAAAUACGUCAACACUCGACACUUGUUUUUAAAAUAUUGUCAAAAUAAUUAGUUUUUAAAAUAUUUUUGGAUUGUUGGUUUUUAUAUGAAUUAAUUAAUUAAUUAAUCAAUUAAUUAAUUAUUAUGUCUCUGUAUUCUUAUGUCAGAUAUGAAUUAUAUAAUUUAUUAAACAUUAUUUUUCAACCUCUGCAGUUUCCAUCUUUUGCAACAAAAAAAGUACACUGUGAUCAGUAUUUUUGUAUCAUGUAAAGUAUUAAAUAAAGUAUACUGGCUGUCGACUAUGACUAUA
Messenger RNA from Solea solea (common sole), 2172 nucleotides. RefSeq names its product vascular endothelial growth factor c (gene vegfc). The record is from RefSeq and is a predicted model, not a curated record. Lineage: Eukaryota; Metazoa; Chordata; Actinopteri; Pleuronectiformes; Soleidae. Gene Ontology annotation, cellular component: membrane. The transcript is spliced from 7 exons. The coding region runs from base 338 to 1642 and encodes 434 amino acids. Gene Ontology annotation, biological process: positive regulation of mast cell chemotaxis; positive regulation of angiogenesis; vascular endothelial growth factor signaling pathway. Gene Ontology annotation, molecular function: chemoattractant activity; vascular endothelial growth factor receptor 3 binding; growth factor activity.